This is a messenger RNA of Sorex araneus (European shrew), 2585 nucleotides long. It is a transcript of the gene C4H3orf62, whose product is annotated as chromosome 4 C3orf62 homolog. The coding region runs from base 186 to 932 and encodes 248 amino acids. The transcript is spliced from 3 exons. NCBI's taxonomy places the organism in Eukaryota, Metazoa, Chordata, Mammalia, Eulipotyphla, Soricidae. The record is from RefSeq and is a predicted model, not a curated record.
GGCCGGGGGCUGCGGGCUAGGGGGUCCCCGGGCGGGGGGCGGGGGCGACCAGCCUAGGUCGCACUGUCCUCCCUCGUGCUCGUACUGGCGCGGAUCGAACUCGCCGGGCGCCUCCGCCUCUCCCUCUCCUGCCCCGCGCCUUUCCGCCGCGUUACGUAACGGAGCCGCGGUCGCUUUCAGGGGCGAUGUCUGAGAAGCUGCGAAGAUGCAGGAAGGAGCUGACGGCGGCCAUUGACCGGGCCUUCGAAGGGGUCAGUCAGCCCCUGGAGUGCGCGGGGCCCCGGCAGGGGCAGGGGCUGGAGCCUGACGCGGUUCCGCUCCCCUUCCCGCUGCCCGCGCAACGGCUGCUCUGCAGGAGGCACCCGCCGGGGCCCCCCUGCGCCUCAGAGAACGAGAGCCCCGCCUUUGCGUCCAGCCAUGCCCCGCUGCACGCAAAGCCCCAAGCCCUGUGCCCCCCAAGGAAGCCGCUGAGCAGCAAGGAGAACGUGUUGGUGCACUCCUCUGUCCUGACGCCCGAGAGGCAGUUUUGGAGAGCCCCAGGCGAUGGGGAGAACUGGAGGAAAGACAGCCUAAGAAAAGACAUGGAUAAAGAUUUGAAGGUUGACUCAAAUAUGCCCCUCAGCAGUUCUAGCCAAGAAGUCACGAAGGAUCUGCUUGAUAUGAUCGACCAUACAAGUAUCCGAACUAUUGAAGAACUGGCUGGGAAACUUGAAUUUGAAAACGAGUUAAACCGUGCGUGUGGCCGCUGCGAAGACUCUCCCUUCAAGGAGGAGGCAUGGGCGCUGCUGGUGGACGAGAGUCCGCAGAAGAUCUCAGAGCUGCAGCCGGGUGGCCUCAAGCGGGCCUUUGACGAUCACAAUAUUGUGGAGACUGUGCUGGACUUGGAAGAGGACUACAAUCUGAUGGCCCCUUUUAAGUACCAAAUUGAGUAAGGGCUGUGGGCUCAGCUGGGGUUCCUGGCCACAGUGUGGCUGGGCCUCUGUAAAUAAAUGGUUGGGGGGUUGUUGCAAAGGGUUGGCAUGAGCUGAAUUCUCCCCCUUUUCACUUCCAGUUGAGGCCCCUUUGUAACCAAGGGACCAGUUUGUUUAUUCUGCCAUUUUGAAAUGUUUCUUAAUGUUGAUAUAUUUUUCAUUUGAUAUCUUGAAUGUGUUUUUUUUGGGGGGUUGUAUUUUUUUUUUAUGUUGAUUAUACCCAGGCCCAAGGCCGAUGUGCAUUGUGGGCUUCUACUGUCGUUGGUGUUCUUUUCCAUGGGCCUCUGGAAAGUGCUAGGGCCACAUCCAGGGUGGGCUUUGUGUACCACCCAGUGCCAUGCCAGUGUAGCCCUGCCGCGCACUCUGCCCCAUGCUUCCUCUACACAUGUCUCCUUUUCCCUGGAGAUCCUGGGCCCCAGGUGGUUCCCAGAGCAGUGACCCUGCUGCGGUAAGGUGGGGAGUCAGUGGGUCAGGCCCUGCCCGUCUGAGGUCAGCACAAUGGCAGCAGAGGCCUAGGGGCCCUGGUGCCCCUGCGCUCCUUCAGGAAACCCUCUAGGACAGCAGGCAAUGAUUGACAGCUUCCUGGAAUGGGCAUGGGGGUGAGGACAGCGCUGCAAGGGCUGCUCGUAGAACCCGGGGCCAUUUCCAGGCCCAUGACCCCAGUGGAGUCAGUGAGACACUUCACCUGUGGUCUGGAGAUUCUUGGCUCAUUAGUCAGAUGGAACUUCAACGUGUCUCACACUGGGACUCACUGCCCAGCCUUAGCUGGUGGGAUCCUCCUCUUGGCUCACCAGAAAGUCCCCCAGACCACCUCAUGUUCAGUCCUGACCGAGUCAGGCCCCUCCACCAGCACCCAGUUUCCCAGCCCUGAGCCGGACAGCUAGGAGCCUGGAGAAGCCGCCCUGGCUCCCAGCUCCCCCAUGCUGGGAAGGUUGUUCAGAUGGAGAAUUGGCUAUAAAAGAACAGAAUAAGAGAAUGCCAAGUGAUGUCAUUCGUGUGUGAACAGAGAAAAAAAAACUAAAUAAAGGUGGACAUUUGGACUCUUCAGCCAGUGGUCCGUACGAAAGGGAGAAAGCAGCCAUGUGUGUAGGAAGGUAGAGCCAGACUCAGUGGGGAGCCUGAUGUGGCUUCUAAGCACGAUGAUUUUCAGUAACGCACACCCCAGACCUCUCACUGCUAUUCCAGUGUUGCUGCAGUCAAAAGUGCCCCUCAGGGUCUCCCAGCCCUCUAGCAGUGUGACCUGCAGUGAGUCAGGCUUAGUGGUGCAUUUCCAAGGGCUGGAGUCAUCCUCUGGGGAUGCAUAGACAUGCUAAGCCUGUCAUCUGCAUGUGCAUGUGCCCUGAUGGGCUGCGGCAGGCUGGCACUUCCCACAGUAGCAUUUGUCUCAUUGAGAAUAUCCUCGACUUGGGGAUAUUCUACUUCCCUGACCAGUAUUCAUGAUGUCAAAGAGGGUGCUGGUUUGAUAGCUGUGAGUAACGGUUUCGGUUUCUGGUUCACCACAUGGUCCCCCAAGCCAGGGGCACUGCCACGUGUGUCCCCCCACCCAAACAAAACUUUCAAGGUCAAGAACAGGAAAGUCUCAAAGUGGGGGCUGGGAGUGCUCACAGUGCAGUA